Messenger RNA from Echinostoma caproni, 2259 nucleotides. The record is from the annotation of a GenBank genome assembly. Lineage: Eukaryota; Metazoa; Platyhelminthes; Trematoda; Plagiorchiida; Echinostomatidae.
AUGUCUCAGACACCUCAAGCGUUGCUACGCAUGGGAAUAGAUGAUCCGGUCGAUAUUGGUGAGAGUCGCAGUUUGCUCCGGUUGGCUGCCAGCGGCCAGUGCUUGAAUCCAACCGAACCAUGGCCACCUGUCACUGUGACGCUCGAUCAGGUGCCUAGUCUAAUUAGACUUUUCAGCUCGGUAAUUCGCCUACUCUGGCUCCAAGUCAGUCAUGGGUUGGGCAGCGCACAGCUGGCCGAGGACAACUUUUGGCUAACAACACGAUUCGCUCUGGCAUACUUGUGCUACAGUGUCCUGGAACGCGAGACUGUGAUGGUGAACAAAUCACGUUCACCUAUUCUCAACAUUCUGCAAGACGAGCCAAACGAACCUCAACCGGCGCACCAAGGUCAUGCGCACAACCAGAUAGGCGUACGUCAAUUUGCCAGUGCCGAUAAGGAGAAUCUGAAUGAUGCUUUGCUGCCUGAUGUGACACGGAGUUGUAUCCAAGGUUUGCUGACCUGUGCUUGUCUGGCUUUGGAUCGUUGGUCUAGCGAACCACAAGUGGUGUCUGCAGCCACCACCUUGAUCGGUGUGUUUAGCCGCAAUGCGCCCAAUCCAUCGACGAAUCUUGUUUGUCCGGCUUGGUACGAUAUUUGUGCAGUACUGUGUGGAUCAGGCAAACAACAGCAUAAUGUCUGGCCCAACUUAACGCCGGAGACCCUUAUCGAUCUCGUCCAGUCCUGUCUGUGCGGUAGUUGGGCGAUCGACAAGCAGCGUCUUAGUCCACGCCUCAAUCAGUGGAAUUCCAUUCCGGACACGGAACCGCUUCUGUUGCAGCUCCUCCACAGUCUGCGUGAUCGGCUAGUGCAUGUGAUCACCUAUUUUGCCGAUCACUCCCGCGGCGGUUUGGCCGCUCCUACCACAGUGAAUAGUCCGGCUAUGGACAGUUUGAUGAGUAGUCUGUCCGCGUUGCGUGGAGUCGCACGAGCGAUCGGCUCACUGGCCGCACAGUCUGAGGCAGCCACCGAUUUAGUCUCUCACGUAUGGACCGGGCUUCUGUUACCGGCCCUGGACAGUGGCGCACAUGUUCUUAUUCUGCGGUGUCACAAUUCGUCCGAUGUGGUUCAAACAUUGUUCCAUCUGUUCUCAGAAGUGGCCGAUUCCUGCCUCAUCUAUCUGGCCAACGUUCCCUCUGCGCAGUUAGACGAUGAUCUGGCCACCACGGGACGUGCUCCAGCACCUUCCACCAGUUCAGCUGCGUCGUCUAUCUUCCUAAACCUGACCGCUGCUUUGUGCCAAAACUAUGCGAAACAGAAUGUGGAUAAGACAAGUUUCGAACCCACGGCUGAGGACGAACGUAUCACCGAAAUUCGCCUGUUACUAACCCUGCUCAAUCGAGUCCUAGCUCAUGAAUUCGAACUACGUCUGACCGUUUGCUUGAACGACGACCGACCCUGUUCCGGUACGAACUCAUCCAAUUCGAUGGGCGCAGUCGACGUGGUAUUUGUUUGUCUGGGCUUCAUUUUCCCCAUGAUAACCGAAUCCGCCUUGAUGGUCCCUGAACUGUGUCGUGCAUUUUAUUCUCUCGCCACAUACGCGUGUGAAUUGCAUGUGGAGGCUCUGGCUCAUCUAAGCGCCCCUCAAUUGAGUUACUUUGGACAUUUGAUCCGACUCGGAAUUUUCGGCUCGGCUGCAAACGCUUUUCCCACAUCCUCUUCUUCAACCUGGAACACGAGCACAACACCUGGUCUGGCCGCAUUCAGUGGAGUGGACCAUUCAGUCACACACCAGUGUCUCGAGAUUAUCACUGCCGUACUAGACUACUGUUUGACGGUGCGUGCUCGAGACCCACCGUCGGAAAACAUACAAGUUGCCGAUCACCUAGUCACCAGCCUCGGUCUUGACACACGGCUCUUGACCGAUCUGUUCACCUUGGUUGCGAAAGACACAUAUCCAGUGGAAUUGGAGGCAGUUUUCUCAACCGCAGUUCUCAAUCUCAUUCACCUGAAUCGGGAUGCCUAUGCACAACUGAUUUUCCAGUGGUUGAAAGAUUGCGGCCCGGAAGGCUCGACCGUACAUCAAAGACUGUGUGAUGCCUUUGAACGUCUUGGAAGCCCGAUGGAAUUGGAUGUGACAAAAUCGAUCAAAAUGGAUGGGCAGAAUCGGUUUANCUUGAUUUCCAGCAACGUUUUCACACAUUUGUCGCCGAAAAAUACACUUACUUUAUGUAUUGUGUUCAUUUCUGAUCCAUUUGGGGCUGCGCUGGAAACCGGUUAA